AUGCAGCACAGCACCCCUCAGCAGCCGCAAGUCCUCAUGGUCGGCCCCGCUGCCGCCAACGCAGCCGCUGCCGAAGAUGCCUCUGGCCGUCGAGCGAUCCGCUGUGACAAGGACUGGCCUUGCUCCAACUGCAGAACGGCCAAGCGUCCUUGUACCUCUACCGGCGCUGGUCAGCGCCCUAAAGAACCCCGUCAACGUGUUCUCAUCUCUUCUCAAUAUGAGCGCAAGAUCGACCAAAUCGAGUCGCGACUCGGCAGCAUCGAGACACUUCUCAGAAAUCUCGCCACGUCCGGUGUUCCUAACGACGCCACCAGCCGCAUCAUUUCCACGCCGCAGACGGGUAGCAGCGGCCCGACGUGCGAGUCCACCGCCGACUAUGAGAGCAGUGAGGAGGACGCCGCUUUUGGCGGCGAUUCGGGCUUGACGGUCCACACUGCUUUUGCUAGCGAGUUUCUCGAGCGUGCCGUGAAGCGAACGUCGCUUCGCUCCGCCAACCCUAAGAUGGAAGCGGCUUUGGCGAAUCUCGGCCAGCUCGUCGAGAUGCAGCAAAGCCGCCCGGAACACCGGCCCCGGUUCCCGCUGCAGCGCGCUGUUCCCCCCGGCGGCGUAUCCAAGCUUCCUCUGCCACCCAUGGCGCUGGUCGUAGAGCUACUCAAAAAGAACAAGGCUUCUCCCGUGACACUAUUCACCAUCAUGUGCGACUUGGUUGGCGUUACAGACAUCACCACUCUGUGUCGAGCGGUGUACUUCCCCACAGAAGACGUGUCUGAUGCCACCUUCGCCGUCGUCAGCGCGCUGCUAUAUAAUUUGUUCCUGGAGCAACAUUCUCUUUGCUCAGACCCUGAUGUGAGGGAAGAAUACAAUCGUCAUUUCCAACUAUGCCGCGCCAACCUCGAAACCACACUGGCCAACCUACCGAUGCUCUUGUCCGCCAAAAUCGACAAUGUCCAAGCCCUUCUACUUGGCAGCCUCUACGCCGUCGACGUCUCCCGCCCCACCGUCGCCUGGCACUUUGCUUCAGCUGGCGCGCAGCUCUGCCUCACGGGCGGCUUCCACCGCCAAGACAGUCUCGCGCACGACCCGCCUGAGAUUGCGCGCAUCAAGCGUAUCCUCUUCUGGCAUAUUUACACUCUCGAUAAGGGUCUCGGUCUGCGCCUCGGUCGCGCUUCCGUCAUCCACGAGUGCGAUAUUGACAUUCCUCGCGUCUUCGAGUUUGAUUUACUCGACAACAGCGGCGCUGACACCGUGCCAACCAUGUGGGUGGAAAUAUCUGGCCUGCAGAGCGUCAUAUACGAGCAGUUGUACAGCCCCGCAGCGCUGCACUGCCCGCAGGACGAGCUCGUGCGUCGCGCGCGCGGGCUGGCCGAGCAGUGCCGCAAGCUGGGCGUCCGUGGCGACCAGGCGAGGAGCAACGCCUACAGCUACAUCAAGCAGAUGAAUAUUUCGGAUGUGGUGGAUGUUUUUAUCCGCGGGGAUGAAGUGCAGUACUACGUGACGCAGACGCUCAUCUAUCGUGUCAUACCGGCGCCUGAGCGCUCGGUGAGCCGCUUCUGCGAUGAGUGUCUCGAGGCGGCGCGGAGAGCCAUGAGUGCGCAUCAGGACUGCGCGCGGUUAAUCGAUCUCGGCAGUUUUGUCAAGACCAUAUACGUUCACUGGAACCUCCUCCUAACCCCCUUUGCUCCUUUCUUCGUGCUGUUCUGCUACGUCAUUGAAACCUCAUCUGCCGACGACCUCAAGAUCCUCAAAGAAUUCGUCGCCUCGUUAGCCCUGGCGCGGGACUCGUCCGAGGCGGUCGAGAAGCUGUACCGACUGUGCCAAGUCAUGUACGACGUGCUGACGCUGUAUGUGGAGGCCAAAUCGGCGCAGCAGCAGCACCAGCAAGAGGGCGGCGGCGGAAGCAACGGCCACGGCGUCGUGCCCAUUGGCGACGAGUUUGAAAUGUACCUCAGCCAGCUUGGGUUGAUGCCCAUGGAAGACCAGACCAUGACGGGGGCCGCGCACGACGGUAGCGGCACCGGCGUGCAUCCCAACGGACAACCGACGGCGGCGGGAAGCCAGGUGCCGCACAAUCCGCAGGUCGCGCAGAUUGCCGACUGGUUCGUGAAUAAUCGCAACAUGAUGGGGCUGCUGGAGGAGGACCUAUCGCAUAUCGAGUCGUAUCGAUGGCUGCAGCCGGGGGCCGCACAUCUGCAGCAACAGCAACAGCAGCAGUCGCAUCAACAGCCUCACCAACAGCCUCACCAACAGGCUGGGCAGGUGCCCGGACCGACGAGUAAUUCAGUGCAUGGACACCAUCACACGGGGUCAAUGUAG
Beauveria bassiana ARSEF 2860 is the source of this 2313-nucleotide messenger RNA. Its product is annotated as fungal specific transcription factor. Bases 1 to 2313 code for a protein of 770 amino acids. The record is from RefSeq and is a predicted model, not a curated record. The transcript is spliced from 6 exons. Gene Ontology annotation, molecular function: zinc ion binding; DNA binding; DNA-binding transcription factor activity, RNA polymerase II-specific. Lineage: Eukaryota; Fungi; Ascomycota; Sordariomycetes; Hypocreales; Cordycipitaceae. Gene Ontology annotation, biological process: DNA-templated transcription; regulation of DNA-templated transcription.